CUUGAUCAGUAACGCGAAGAUCACCAAACGCGGCCGUCAUGUGGAAACGGCUUGCGUAUAAAUAAAUAAACUUUAAUAAAAUAAAACAAUAAUAAAAAAUAAAAAUAUAAAAAUAAUUUAAAUUGUCAAAUACAAAUGCAAACUAAAUUAAGUAAUACCGAUAACUAUAAAACUAAUUAAAUAACGUUCCAAAUUCAAAAGUACCUACUAUAAUUAACAACGAAUCAUCUUUCAUAUCGCUUCGUUUGUCUUAAUGAAUAAAUAAUUGCUUUGAACAAAAGUAUUUUUAAUUAACAACAAAAAUGCAGUGAAGUAUUAAAGAUAUUUAAAAUUUCCAAACAGUCAUUGCAAGAUUUAAAGAAAAUGCAACAAGAUCACUUGAAAUGACAGUCAUUGACUGUAUUAUUUAAAUAAUUUGAAAAUGCAACAAAAAUAAAUACGAGUAGAAACGACAAUUAUAAAUUAAUAAUUACAAAACGACCAUUAUAAAUUAUAAAACGACAAUUAUAAAUUAAUAGUUAAUAUCUUAAUAAAAAUGGCGCCAGACUCCAAAGAAAGAUAUAGUGAAAAAGAUAUAGAAAUGAGUCACCGUACCGACGUGAAAGAUGCGAAGUGCUACAGUUACGAAGAGGCCUUGGAUCUGACAGGUCACGGCAAGUACAACUAUGGUUUGCUGUUCGCCUGUUUUAUGGUCAUCGUCGCCAUGGGCAUUGACAUCUUCGGCCUCGGCAUCAUAGUCACUGCGGCCACUUGCGACUUGAAGCUGAGCCUGCAGCAGAUUGGAGUGCUAUCGUCUAUGCCUUUUGCUGGUAUAAUUGUCAUGUCCUACCCAUGGGGUUACCUGUCAGACACGAGGGGGAGGAGGUUGGUGCUGCUCUGGGCGAUGGCAGGCAGUUUUGUCAGCGCUGUGCUGAGCAGCUUGUCCCCUAACUGGCAGGUUUUAGCAGCGCUACGGUUUAUUAGUUCUGCUUUAUCAAGUGCUGCGGAGUCUGCAACGUACGCGCUGUUGGGAGAAUGCUGCAACUCGCGGUCUCGUGCCAAGUACAUGCUGCUGAUGACCAGCGCUCUCAUGUUGACGCCCACACUUUACUACGUAUGGGGCUACUUCAUCACCAAACUGAACUUCACCUUCUACAUAAUUGGCAUCGCGUUCCGUCCAUGGCGUCUCCUGACCCUGGUCAUGGCGCUACCUCUGGGCAUCGGUGCUCUACUGCUCUGCUUCUUCAGGGAGAGUCCCAAGUUCCUCGCUCACGUGGGAAGGAAGGAAGAAGCUGUUGCAGCUCUUAAACGGAUGUACGAGGUCAAUGGAGGAGAAGGGGAAUAUCCGGUGAGUGAGCUUAUGGGUGAAGACAGCAAGGAGGAAGUGGGCCAGCUCACGCUGCGCUCGCUGUGGGUGCAGAUUGCGCCGCUGUUCCAGCCGCCGCUCCUCUGGAGGACUCUGCUGCUUUACUAUCUCACUUUCGUGGCAUAUAUCGCGAACAACAGUUUCGCUAUCAUUCUGCCGACGAUCUUCAACGUUUUCUUCACAACAUACGCGAGUAGCAGCGCUGGUUUAGGCUUUUGCGAAGUCUUUGCGAGCAACCCUAACACCACGACUCACGAAGUAGAGGUGGAGUGUACAGGACGAAUUGAGAACAAUACUAUCUGGGCAGGCUGUGCACACGGACUGUCGUUCUUUGUGCUCAACGCUUUGAUCUCACAAUGUGCAGGAAAACGAAAGGCUCUUACCAUAGCAAUUCUCCUGCUAGCAGCCGUGGCAGCCAUCGUUAUAGAUUUAACUGGAGAAGCUUUGUCUGGACUGGUUCUAUUCUACAUCUACCUCACAACUGCAAUGGUCUUUGGGAUUAUUUCCUCAUACUUCGUGACACUCUAUCCAACUUCUUACAGAGGGAUGGUAGCGUGUCUGGGGAUGAUGGUGGCGCGACUGAGCGCGUUCACCGGCACCAACGUGGUGAGCACUGCCAUCACCGACAACUGCGCUGCCACCUUCUACGGCGCCGCUGGACUGGUGAUCAGCGGAGCCAUUGCAGCAUGGUUCUUACCUCCAGACAGCGAAGAAGUUAUUUAGAUCAUAAUCAUCGCUAUUAUCUUGUAAAGUUAGGCGAAUAGUAUUUUAUUGUGGAACAUUAUUUUAAUUAUUAGUAUACAACUAGCGGACCCGGUCAAGCUUCGCUUUGACUUAUGUGCAAUUACUUCUUCCCUAUCGCUACCCUAUCAUGCUACCCUAUCCUACCCCUACCCUUUUUCCCGGUUUAUAACCUCCCUGGGUAUUCUUCAUUUCAAGAUCAAAAUCAGCUCAGAUCAGAGCAGAAUCAGAUAAAUCAGCCCAGUUGUUUUCUAGUUUUAGCAAGACAUACGAACUUUGUCUCGCUAAAAUUAGAAAACAAUUGGUUUUUAUAUAUAUUAUGUACUAGCGAGCUCCCGCGACUUCUUCCGCCUUAGACCUCCUUAAGCCCUCUUGCAAAAUCCGUUCUUAGCAGACAUCUACUUACUGUAUACCAGCUCUCAGCCAAAUUUCUUUGAAUUCUUUUUACAUCCCCCAAUAUUUAUACCAAUAUUAUAAUGCUGAAGAGUUUGUUUGUUUGAUUGAACGCGCUAAUCUCAGGUACCACUGGUCCGAUUUGAAAAAUUCUUUCUGUGUUAGAUAGCCCAUUUAUCGAAAAAAGCUAUAAGCUAUAUAUUAUCCCCGUAUUCCUACGGGAACGGGAACAACGCAGGUGAAACCGCGCGGUGUCAGUUAGUCUUUAAUAAUUGUGAUUUCUAGUUAUUAUUAACUAGCAGACACUCGCUUGAACUCUUUUAAUUGACUAAAAGAAUUCCGUCAUUUUACCGACUUAAUAUUAUAAUCAUUUUAUUAGAUUAAAAAAAAAAAAACUUGGUAAUUUAUGUACUCUCUUGAAUCUUCAUACAUCUUCUCAUGUUAUAUGCCUUCCUCACGAAUCUCUCUAUCUACUGUAUGAAAAUUAGUUCAAUAGUUUUCAAGUUUAUCGUGGACAAAUAAU
Bicyclus anynana (squinting bush brown) is the source of this 3002-nucleotide messenger RNA. RefSeq names its product solute carrier family 22 member 1. Lineage: Eukaryota; Metazoa; Arthropoda; Insecta; Lepidoptera; Nymphalidae. The coding region runs from base 536 to 2068 and encodes 510 amino acids. The transcript has 11 exons. The record is from RefSeq and is a predicted model, not a curated record. Gene Ontology annotation, biological process: transmembrane transport. Gene Ontology annotation, molecular function: transmembrane transporter activity.